Messenger RNA from Anneissia japonica, 9220 nucleotides. RefSeq names its product NACHT and WD repeat domain-containing protein 2-like. The coding region runs from base 359 to 4279 and encodes 1306 amino acids. The record is from RefSeq and is a predicted model, not a curated record. The transcript has 13 exons. Gene Ontology annotation, molecular function: protein binding; ATP hydrolysis activity. NCBI's taxonomy places the organism in Eukaryota, Metazoa, Echinodermata, Crinoidea, Comatulida, Comatulidae.
UAAUUCAUGAUUUUUUGUUGUUAUGUUGUGAGUUUGUCGAUCGCGAGUUUUGUUGCGCGACGAGACGUUAUCGAUCGUCGACAACGACUUAGCGUUGAUUUCUGUUCUGAUCGAUCCACUUGACUGCUUCUCAUAUACAGAGAGCUGGCCGCCUAGCCUAGGCCAAGUGACAGAAGUAGAAUUUACGAAUUCUGAAAUUCAGUUUACGGAAUGAUACCGAAUGACAUUCGAUUUAUGUGCAAGUAUACUCAUCAAUUACAGUUGAAAGGAAUAUAAACAGGGAGAGCAGCUGAUGUAUUGAUUCCUAUUUCCUGGCAAGUUGCCAAUAUGGGACAGGCAAAAGGUGAUUAGCAUAAUUAUGGGAAGUACAUGUUCAUCCCAAAAUAAUACAGCUGUUACUUUGGAACCAAGAAAACACAUGGGGAAUCGUCAAGGCAAGACCUCAUCCAGUAAUGUUGACCCACAUAAAGGGAAAGGGCCUGCUCCGAAACCAGAGCCAGCGCCGCCUGCUGUCGAGCCCAAACCGGUUAAGCAGAAGCCUGUAGAGCAACCACCACCACCUCAGCAAUUACCACCGCCCAAGAUUGAGCCUGUUCAUGCUCCAAAAGAGUGCUUGCCUAGCUUGGAAAAUUACAGAGAAGAUGUGCAGAAAUUGUUGUUUGGACAGUUGGGCUUUGUCAAAAGUUGGCCCAAACCAAGAAUGAUUCGCAUGUUUAUCAGUGCUGUUGCAGUUGAUUCGGAUUUAGAAAGAAGCAUUUUCUGGAACAAUAUCUAUCCUACAUUGCGAUCUCACUGCUCUGAGGUCGGCUACGAAUUUCUGGCCAUUGACCCAAAUGAAGGAACCUGGGAUAAUCUCAUACACGACAAAAACACCCACGAUAUUUGCUCAAGUGUGAUCCGUGAAUGCCAAGCAAAAUCGACUGGUCCUAACUUUCUGUUAUUUUUAAAUCAGAAGCAUGACCGCUGCAUCUGCCCACUGAAGAUUCGCUCCACUGCAUUUGACCGAUUGCAGAAGAAGGUCGAUGAAGAACAAAAGGCGUUAAUUAACCGUUACUACUAUGAUGACACCAAUGCCAUUCCCCAGGUCCACAUUUUACAACCACCGCACGAAUCAUGCGAAGAUUAUGCUAAUUGGCCAGCCACGAAGGAACGUAUUUGUUCGAUCAUGCGAAGUUGCUGGGGCAAAGAAGAAAAAGAUAUUUACAUGGCAUCAGAUAUUGAGAUGGAGGUGAGUGACGGAAUCUUUAGUCCCACCAGUAUUAAAGAAGGUAUGGUUUGGGUGCACAGAGUUCUUGAUGACAUCGACUCUACCGACAACGUUGCAUGGAAGUAUCUUGAUCUCGUCGGGGACUCCAAGGAACCAGACGAGCAUUCUCAAGAACAGCUGAGUCAACUAACUCGUCGUUUAGCAGAGCAGGUUAUUGAAUCACAUUUCAUAAAGUUGAGGGUUCCUUGGAAAGAAGGAGGCCUAUCUCCUGAGACUCAUAAAGAUCAUGAACAAUAUGUUGAGGCAUUGAAAUCGACAUUAUUAAAGCAGCUCCUAGAAAUUAUUGAUAAAUCCAUUGCUGAGAAGCAACGAAUAGAUGAGGAGAUGCAAGUGAAAAAAAUUAGUAACAGAUUGUUUGAAGAGAUCCAGCAUCACAUUUUCAUCGCUCAACGCCACUGUAAGAAUUUUGUUGGGCAAGGAGAUAUUCUGGAAGACCUGAAGAACCAUUUGACAAGUGAUUCUAAACAGGUGUUGCUCUUACAUGGUGCUAGCGGUAGUGGCAAGUCAGCCUUAGCUGCAAAGAUUGCCAAAGUGUGCCAGCGAGAUCCCAUGGCUUGCGUUUUACGAUUCGUUGGAGCAUCAGCGGCAUCUAGCAACUUGAACUCUGUACUACAGAGUGUUUGUGAACAACUUGCACACAUAUACCAAGAACAUGUGUCUAUUGCUUAUAAAGGUGCUGAUAAACUUGGCAAUGUUUUGUCCCAACUACUAAAGAAGGUAUCACCAGAGCGACCAGUUUUGAUCAUUCUCGAUGGACUGGAGAGAUUCGACCUAGACAUCUCUUGGCUCCCUACCACUCUACCAUCCCACGUUAAAUUAUUAUUAACCUGCACAAGUUCAACGCAAACAUAUGAUAAAAUAAAGUCCCAUCUAGGUAAACAGGUUACGGAAUUGGAUAUCCCUGGAUUAGACGAGAAAACAAUGAAAAAUUUGAUAGAACGUCGUUUACAUUCAAAGGGCAGAACAUUAAAUGAUGAACAAUUUACAUUUUUAAGCAACAAGUUUGAAAAACAACCACUGCCGUUGUUCUUACACAUGGCCUGCUAUGAGGCAAGUCGUUGGCAUAGUUUUACACCAAGCAAUGAACUCAAACUACAGGCUAGCCCCAAAGCCCAGGGCGAGGCAAUGUUUGAAAGCCUAGAGAAACGAUAUGGGCGGACUUUAGUAUCGUGUGCUAUGGGACAUUUUUGUGCUGCUAGGUACGGACUCUCUAAUGUUGAGAUGAAUGAUAUAUUGUCGAGUAAUUCCACACUUUUAAAAGAUUUGAAAACUGAGCGUUUACCAACGUUGCUUUGGGAAACUAUACUCUUUGAAUUGGAACCAUUUAUUCAAACAAAUAUUAAUAACAGUAUUUGUUUACGUCAGUUUUGUUACCCAGUCAUUCUGGAGACUGCAAAGAAACGUUAUUUGGACACAAAUGAGAAACAAUUAGCUCUCCAUUCCAGUUUGCGUAAUCACUUUUUAAAACAACAUGAUACGUGCGGAAAAAUGCCAAAUAUUAGAAGAAUGCAGGAAUUACCAUACCAUGCCUUUAAAUGCGGAGACAAAAAGUUCAGUGACGUUUACAUUUGGGACCUAGAGUGGCUUAGUACAAAGCUUAGUCACUGUGGAGUCUAUGAGGUACUUGAAGAUAUUUUGUUAGGUCUCCAAUCUUAUCCCAACGAUUUGGAUCUCAAACUUUUACAAGAUGUGCUGCAAGUCUCGGCCUAUGCGCUUGUUUGCGACGGCCUUCAAUUAAUUCCUCAGAUUCAGCAAAGACUGGGCGAUAUGUUAAAAGGACAACAAAACAAAUACCCUCGUAUGAUUUCUCUGUGCAAUAUGGCCAACCGGCCACCUUUUUCAAAUUUUUUGCCCUCUAACAUAUGUUUGCUACCGUUAAAUAGUUCAGAAAGGUUAGAAACCUCGCAAGGGUGUGACCUCACCGCUAUAUUUCGUAUAAAGGGUGAUGACAAGCAUAUGGUUUCUGUAUCGAGUGCUAAAGGAGAGGUGUCUGUUUGGAAUGUUGCAACGCAAAAAGCUGUGCGUACAUUGACAAAUGUUGAUAAACCGCUCAACAUACAUUGCAUAGAUAGGUACAAGGUAAUCAUCUUGUGUAAUCGUGUGCUCAAAAUAUACAAUCUUGAUACCGGUGAAUUAGAAACCAAAUUGAAAGGAACAAUGAACAUUCAAAUGCCGUACUUUGCUUUGCAUGAUGAAGAGCAUGUUGUAGCGUUGUCUCGGAAUCGUAUGACUGUUAAUAUUAUAAAGCGGUCUACGGGUGAUGUUGUUUCCACUUUCAAGGUCGGAGAAGAUCGUUUCCUGAACAGUCUGUUGGUCAGUGAAAAUGGCGAGAAGUGCGUCUGUGGGGAUGAAACCCAAAAGCCGAGCCCGCUUUUAGUGUGGGAUUUGAACAAUCGUAAGCUUGUCCAUGAUCUACGCAUCCCGCAGCACGAGUUUAUCACAAAGAUGUCAUCAAUAUCCAACGAUGGGCACUACGUUGUUUGUGUCAUUAAGGAGCUCGGCGAUUCUAGCCCCAACUUUGUGAUAGUUUACGAUCUUCAGAGCGGGCAGUUGUUUAAAAAGUGGAAGCCUCACUGUAACACGACAGCUGUGUUUGUAUCAGUAGAAGGUGGCUGUGUUGUGAAUGCACUGGAGGAUAGCAGCUUGAUUGUCUGGGAUUUAUCAUCAGGAGGCAGCAGGCAUACUUUACGUGGACACACAAACCCUAUUGAUAGCAUCUACCUUUCCCAGGAUGGAACUCGUUGCUUAACAUUCGACAGUUCACAAAAAGAUCGUACAAUACGUGCCUGGGACUUGCAUAGUGGUCAACGGCUUGCAAGUUUUACCCCUGAUGAGCCGAUCAGCUGCUGUCAAAUCUCCGCUGACGGAUCCUGUGCUGUGAUUGGUCUACCAAGUCAGAACACCAUCGUCACGCUCUGGAUCCGAAAUAAAGAUUCUGCGGAUAUUCCCACAGAGACAAGUUCUUACGGCGACUCUGCACUUAACGGCAAAGUGUAUAAGCUGGGAGAAUAAGACUUGGUUUACAUGCAGGGUUUUGUUCCAAUGCACAGUGUGGGAUGUGAAUGCUAGUGAGCCCUCGCCUGAUGUGAGUCAGGCCCUCUCUCUGAGCCAACCUGUAUUGUAGGUGAAUGCACCUUGAUGCUUGUACAUAUAGAUCUUAUAGAUCCCCAUGUACAAAUUCAUGUUAGUUGACAGUGGCUGUGGCGUUAUUAGUGUCAUCUAGUUAUUGUGGUGGUUUCAGCAUGCUCUUGUUACGUGAACGUGCCAAAAUUAUUCAUAUUUAGGUAUUCAAAGACUGCUCCUUAUCAUGUUUACUGUGUCAUAUUGUCAAGAUAUAUCCAAGAAAAAACAUUUUUUUAAAUGCAGAUUUAUUAAUCAAUUAUAUUUAAUUAUAUCAAUUAUAUGUAUUCAAAAAUAUGCAUUCAAUUAAUGAUAUUCAAAUUCAAAUUUAUAUUGACCAAUCUUAAUUCAUUUGGAUGAUAUAUUGACCAAUCAGAAUUCAAUGAAAGGAGAUACUGACCAAUCAUUAAUCAUGGAAAAGAUAUAUUGACCAUUCCGAAUUUAUUUAUUUUCUACUAUUUAUUCAUUGCUGAUGUAUUCUUUUCAAUAAAUAUAUUGACAAAUCAGGAUUAUUUAAAGAUAUUUAUUGACCAAUCAGAUUAUUAUUAAAAUGGGCAUUCUUUAAUCAUGCUUUAAUCAUAACUAAUGUAUUCUGUUAAUCAUAAAAAAUCUAUAGAUGCGUAGGAGGAAUUUAUUUUUUAUUAACUCAAUAAUUCAACAGUGCAUCUUAUUAGUUUGGCUAUACAUCGUCAGUAUUCAUUAUUAACGUAGAAAGAGCUAAGCUCUUUGUUGAAUGUUGUCGGGGAGAUCGUUUGAUCGGUGACGCUGUAUCUUGGACAUAACUUGACAUUUAGACUCGGUAUCAUAAAGUUGAGCUAGGCUUUUGAUAACAGUAUUCCAGUGUUUGUAUUCAAGUGUCUGAUUAAAUAUAAAUCAGUUUCAGAGCUUUGUACACAUAACAUGUGUAUGAGCUCAAUGUUGUGUAUUAUAGUGACUAAUAUUUAAGCUUCGUAAUAAGAUUUGUCAUUAGUAAAAAUAAAUAGCUCAUUAGAAACUAAGUCACUUUAUAAUCAGGAAAAAUAUGAUAGGCUGAAAAUAGAUUGCAUAAACAAUAUGAUAUUGCAGCAUUAUCAAUUUGAUUACGGUUAAUUUUAGUGAUUAUUAUAAUAAUGUAAUUUGUUUUACAAACUUACCUCCUUGGAUUGGCUUGAUUUCAUGAUCAACCAGGUAAAUUAUGAUUAUAUUCCAAAGAUUAUAAAAUAAUUAUAGGCUACACAAGAUAAUGCAUAGUAAGAAAUGUUUGGUACCAAAUCUAACAUUGGUGCUUGGUGCAGAUUAAAAUUAGUCAGCUGUUUGUUGUUGGCACCAUGUCCUAUAAUAUACCAUAUACAGUUAGUCAUUGGUGUUUGACACCAUUGUCAAAUUUAAAUGGUAGGUCCAUCUGGUCAUUAGUGAGUUGACACCAGGUUUAAUUGUAAAUCCUUCUCAGUUACAGCUUCAUAAGCAGAACAUUUUCAGUCCCUUAAUAAAGCUGUGCUUACUGUAGAUGACAUGUUAUUAAUAUACAUACUGUAUGACCAAAAAUGUAAAUUUGGUAUUUUAGAACAAUCUGUCCAUAGUGAUUCUUUCUAUUAAUAAUUUCAACUUAAAAUCAUGUGAAUGUUAUCAGAGUAAAUGGAAAAGUGGCAUUUUCCAAUAACCUAGGUAUGACAAUUUCGGCUGUAUUAUUUUAUUUGUAUUUGUGUAUUAUGGACAUUCUCUGUAGUUUUUUUAGGAAAUCAGGAGUAUUUUAUUAGCAGCAGUGUUUUUUGCCUGAGGUUUUUACAUUAUGUAUAUACUAUAGUGUGUGAGCGUGUGUGUGAGUUUUUUCCUUUAUUUUUAUUUAAAUUUUAAAAAUUGUGAAAUUUAAUAUUUGAUGUGAAGACUGCUGAUUUUAUUGUAAUUUUAUUUGAUUUUGCAGAAUAGUUUGAGUAGGUUACUGCAAGUGUCUUCAUUUUAGGUCAAAUAUUUUUAUUUUUUUUUCUGAUUUGAAAACUUAAGAACUGUGAAUUGAAUUCAGGACAUAAUGUGUAAAUCAAUCUAGGUUGAAUUGAAAUGGAGUGGGGUUGUUAAUUAGUGACAGAUUUUCUUGUAUAUAAUAUGAAAUACAACUAGAAACUAUGGAUCAACAGUUUUAUAUUGAAUAGUAGCCCAAAAUAGACACCGUCUGAUUCUUCAAUCACUAAAAUUAUGAAUUUUAAGGCAUGCUUAUAACAACAACCCAGUUUAUGACUGCAGUGGAGUUGAAAGGCUUGGUGGUUAAGAUGCUUGCCUUCCAAUCCCAGGGUCCUGGGUUCAAAUCCUGUGGCAGCAGAUUUUAUCUCAUGACUAAAAACAACGCCACUCCCUAAGCCUCGAUACAAGACUUAGUUAUUAAAGCAUAACUGUGCCUUAGGGAAAACAGUAGGUAUCUACUGAAUUGAAUUUUAAAUUUUAUGACAUACUCAUAACAACCCUUUUCAUGAGGUUACCCUAACAAUUCUGCUCAUUAUAUGCUCAUAGCAUCCAUUGCUUACUUGUUGCUCAGCAGUUUGACGACCAUCAAUCUCCAUCCCCUUGCAUCUUCUGCCUUUCUCUCGCAUUCCCCAUAUUUCAACUUUUUCCAGUUUUUGGUGUUGCUUAUGAAACUUAUCCUUUGCCUACCUCUUCUUGUUUUUAACCUUUCAAUUUCCCUCCAGAAAGUUCUCUUUGUCAUCCAUUUCUUCUUAUUACUGUUUUGAUUAAGUCAUAACAACCAUUGCUAAUGACUUGAUCAUAACCAAUUUCUUAUAACUUGCUCAUAAUAACCCCUGUUCAUGACAUACUUAUUAUAUAAGACUCACAAUGCACAGGGCUUAUGGCUUAUGAAUGCAUACUAACUUGCUCAUACCAAGUUAGUAUGCUUAUGACUUAAUCAUCUUUUUAGAAAUUGCUCAUUACAACCAGUACUUAGAACUUGCUCAUAACAACUAGUGCUCAUAGCAACCAGUGCUUAUGACUUGCUCAUAGCAGUUAUAGUUCUCAUUAGUUGCUCUUAACCCCUGCUCAUAACAACCCCUCAUUGGGACACUCUUAUUUGAGCAAGUAUUCAACUUGAUUGUAACAAGCAGUUCUCAUAAAUUCAUUACAUGCUCGUAACUACUUGUGCUCAUAACUCGUGCUUGCAACUACCUCUGCUCAUAACAACCUGCAUAUGAAAUGCUCACAACUACUUUGAUGAUAUAAAAUCAACUGUACUAUUAUAUAUACAGGUUAAUGCAUUGUCAUAUCGUUAUUCCUAAUGACAUAAGUGUUCUCUUAAUAUAUCUUCUUGUUGACGUCCUUGGUAUUCAAAUGCAAGUGUUAACCAUCCGAACAGGUUUUUAGGUUGUAAAAAACAACUGAUACAAUAUGCCUAGGCAUUUACCAUUCACCAUCAAUAUAAACAAUUUUAUCUAUUUAUGAUUCAUGUGUGUUAAUUUUAAUCCCUUUCCCCUUACAACUUGACAGUGAACCUCUGUAUAUGUUGGUGUUCAAAUCAACUACAACUGGACCUCAUCCACUGAAUCAUGCCAAAAUUACUUUUGUAUUAUAUGCAAAUUUGGUUGUACAUUUUCAGUCAAUUUUACGUUAAUUUUUUUUUUCUUAAGGAGAAAGUUUCUGUUGAUUAAACUAGAUUUAGUUUCUAAUACAGAUCUAGAUUAGUCUAGAUUAGAAUGAUAUUUUAGUUGGACACAAUCCAAAAAAAAAAAUAAAUAAAUAAAAGCCAUAUGAAAUCAAUCGCACAACUUAUGACUUAAGUUGACAUUGAAUUACCUCAUACCAUUUUCUAUAAAGUUGUUUACAUUGUUAAAAUUAGAUAUACUUGGAGGUGAACUGAGGUUGUGUUUGUGAUCAUGAUUAUUGCAUCUCCGAUUCGGUUAGCGUAGUGUUGGUAUUACACCAGUCUAGCACUAUAUGAACAAACCAAUGGAUUCUUCAAUACUGUUCACAAUAAUAAACAGAUAUAGGUAUAAAUGCUUGUUAUCUGCGCAGGCCAGUGCUGGCGGCGGCGUCAGGGGAAAUUUUCCUCCCAUUGGACAGGCCUGGAUCCCCUUUUCGUCCGAUGCCACAACGGGUCAUCAGAUCUAAAAUAAAAAAAUAAAUUUCCUAUCCAGAUAACAUUAUUUUAUUUGCCAAUCCUAAAUAUUGUGUUCUAAAAGCACAAUUUGGACUAGACCUUGACCGAGGCUCUUGUUGGCCCUUGGCUCAGACCCCUCUGUCAGACAUGUCGGUCUUUUGCCUGCAAAAUUCAGAUUUUUAGUGCUAACAUUGUAAUGAUUCAGAAAGAAACAGCCUUGCCCCAUUUCACAAGAGUAUAUCCUUGCUGAGCCACUAGGGCUCGUAGGGCUGCAGCUUAUCCCCUUUUUUGGUGGCCUUGAAAUAUUUGAGUUGGAAAUAAUUAAACCAACUAAUUAAGAUAAUUAGUCUCAAACUAGAAUCACAUGGUGCAUUUAUUUUGACCAUUUAUUAUUAAUAGUCUGCAAAAUAUACGAAAGAUUUUCCUUGUAUAACCUAUUGCAAAUGUAUUACUUGAUAUAUAUAAAAAGAUUUAUAUAUGGAGGACAUUAUAAUCUAUUUCUUAAAUGGUUAAGUCAUGUUUUAAUAUUUGUACUAAACUUUGAAAUAUUAGGAACAGCAGAAUAAUGAUCGCGCGGGUUUAUUGUAUUUCCAUUAUUGGACGUGUUUGUGUUGCUUAGUGUCUUAAGGUAUAAUCUUUAUACAUAGUUAAUUGCUCUAUUUGCAAAUAUUUCGAACAUUUGAGACAUCUGUACCCCUAUAAUAUAGCUAUGUGAUUAAAAAAAAAUCUUGAGUUGUUGAUUCCAAUGCUAAUAAAACCAACUGUUACACAAAAAA